Molecule: messenger RNA, 3613 nt
Organism: Fopius arisanus
Lineage: Eukaryota; Metazoa; Arthropoda; Insecta; Hymenoptera; Braconidae
Exons: 7
Coding region: 287-2827 (846 amino acids)
Cellular component (GO): meiotic nuclear membrane microtubule tethering complex; nuclear envelope
Molecular function (GO): protein-membrane adaptor activity
Source: RefSeq, a predicted model, not a curated record
AAAGGCGGAUUGAAGCAGAUGGAAAGAGUGAGAGCAGUGAGAGAGAAUGCAUUUUACACACGUAUUUGCAUUGCACGGAUUAUUUUUUGAAUAAGUAUGCGCGCUAUCAACGCACCGAUUGUUGGAAUCAAGUGUCGUGCGUUAACAUUUUCAAAUAAAUUUGUGAAAUAAUAGCCAAAGUAUCAAGUACACCUGUAUCACCUGUCAACUUUAUCGGACGAGAGUGCAGGUUAAUUAGAGAGAAGUUGAAAGAAUCCCCAGUCACGUCUUGCGUCCAACGUGAAUAAUGGAUAGUGAACAGCAUCACUAUGAACUGAGGAGUAGGAGUAGAUCAAGGUCACACACUCCGAUGAUCUUCAAUCAGUUAAUGACAGGAUCUGAAUCGUCAGAACACCAUUAUGACUUGAGGAGGCGAGAGAGUAGAGAGAGAUCGCAUACACCCGGUGAAGUUACCAGCAGCAGACGAUCCGGAUCGAGAUCUCUGCCUGGUAGCAAUCUGAAAUCACGAGAUAAAUCCAUGGAAAAAAUUUCGGAGACUCAUGACGAAGUACAAGCAGAGAGAGUUCUGGAGAAAGAAAAUUCGGUUCCUCCAAGCACCAUUAAAAAAGUUGAACGACGCUCUGAGAGGCAGAGGGUGAAAAGACAAUUACUGACAAAUGGCCAGGGCGAGGCCAGAGAACGACAAUCACCCGACAAAAAUGAUGAGAAGCGCAAGAGUAUGACACCAAAAAGGACCAUAACUAGUGAUUAUUCUUCGGAGGAGGGAGAGCGAGAAGAACUACCAAAUCGAUCAGCUUCUGCUUACGAAAUAUAUAAACAGGCUGGUGAUUAUUGGAAUGUCUUCCCAAAAACGGAUUAUACGUACUCACAGGCGUCACAAUGCCGAUAUGAAAUUGCCCCCGGUAUUUUGGCAAUGCCCAAUAUGUCAAGACCAUCGAUACACUCGGAUGGCAGUAGUACUGGUAGUACAUUGUCCCUCAGUCAACAAACAAUCAGUCAAACGUCCUCUGGUACAAGGCAAAGACACUCACAUUCUUUGGACGGUGAAAUUAAUGAAUCUAUCGAACAAAAUCGAUUGAAUGAAGAAAAUGCGAGAUUAUUCGCUGCUACAAUGAACAGCGACAUGGCUUCGGCUGCUGGUUACAAACAAGUGCAUGUGGAACAAUUCACAAGAAGACGUGUCUUUUAUGAAGAGUCUGGCAGUGGUAGAAAAUUUAAUAGACUACUCUCACAAGUUGAUUCUGACGGUGAAUUUGAUGAUGAUAUCAGGACGAAAUAUGCGAUACGUGGGGAACGUAGGAGAGUGAGAAAGUGGUAUGAGAGUAUCAAGAGUUUUAUAGCUCUUUUCUUCCUCAGUGCCGUUGAAUUAGUCAGAGUGAAAAUAUUCAGGAGGGAAACAACUUUUAACACUAGUCAAGGAUAUUAUCAGUGUGGAGUUUCAGAAUCAAAAUGGAGAAAGUUGUGGUAUCAAAUUGAUCACUACUUGCAGUACUUAUACUUGUGGUUGAUAAGAAUACUUUACCUCGAUACAUGGAUACUGAGUCGGUUCUCUAGGAUUCGAGAACGUAUUGUAGCACGUCCAUCACGGCUACUCUGGUUAAUAAUCUUACCGCCUAUUCUUUUCGCUGGUUUUUGGCUGCUUCCCUAUGCUCAGAGCUUGAAAUUCCCACAAUUUAGCAUCAAUGUGCCAGAGGAAGUGGCCAAGACACCGUUUGUGCCAGUGGAAUCAAAUGAAAGGCUUUUCAAUGAGGAGAUACGAAACACCAUUGCCCUCUUGAUUGAUCGAGUAGAGAAACUUGAGGGGGCGGGACAUGGUCAAGGGAGACAAUUGAAAAAUAUCACAGAUACUAUUGAGAUAUUGAGAGAGGGAGAAAAGUCUGUUUGGAGUCUUUAUGAUGAAAAACUCUCAAAUGUGGAACGAAAAAUAAUCGACAAUAAACCUGAUGGAACCACUGAGAACGAGAUAAAAAAUAUAAAACUAGAAUUUGAGAAUCUCCGACAACUCUACGCACAACAAAAGACUUGCUGUGAUAAGCCAACACAAUCAAUCACCAAUAACGAAAUCGAGAAAAGGGUGGAGGAAAUAGUGAUCUCGUAUUUCGACACAGAGGUAUUCAAAUCCGAGAUAAUAAAAAUAGUGGAGGAGACAAUAAAAAUGAGAACUCUUGCUGAAACGGAAUCACAAGUGAUGGAUGAAUCGUCAACAGUGGAUUAUCCACAAUCUCAAUCAAUUUCAGUCAGCGAUGACUACAUUCGCUCAAUUGUCAAGGAAAUAUUGAAAAUUUACGAUGCAGAUAAGACAGGGCGAGUGGAUUACGCCCUGGAGUCAGCAGGUGGCCAAAUAAUCAGUAUUCGCUGCACUCAGCGUCACAAUGUCAAUACAAGAGCGUAUAAAGUUCUGGGAUUCACUUUGUAUUAUGAGAGUGGAGAUCCUAGAACAGUGAUUCAGGGCCAUCCACUCCAGCCAGGGGUCUGUUGGGCGUUCCAGGAUUUUCCGGGUUAUCUCCUGAUAAAGGUACGAGCCCCAAUCAGAGUCAGUGGAUUCACCCUGGAGCAUGCCCCCAGGUCGAUACUUCCAAACAAUGAAAUGAAGAGUGCACCCAGAAGAUUCAACGUGUGGGGAUUGAAAGAGGAGAAUGACCCAGCCCCAAUAUCAUUCGGAGAGUACGAAUUUCUCGAUAAUGAUGACAGCCUCCAAUACUUUCCUGUUCACAAUCAUGAUAUCAAUGACGCCUAUGAGUAUAUUGAAUUAAAAAUUCAUAGUAAUCAUGGGCAACUUGAGUACACGUGUUUGUAUAGGUUCAGAAUCCAUGGAAUACCGGUUUAGAUGAACUUUACUAGUGGAUCAACAAUGAACAGCGCUCACCAAAAGUAUUUUCUUUUCUUUUUUUUCUUUUAGAUCAUGCUGUGUACAAUAAUGCAAUAGAGUUGAGGAGUGGUAAACUGCAGAAUAUGUGACAAUUUUUAUAGAAAAGGUUUGAAUUUUUUUUUCCUGCUAAAAUAAUUACCCAAUGAAGAAAGAGUUCAAUCAAUAUAAUAUUUGGCAAUUUUUCAUAUUAUCAUUUUCUUAAAAAAAAAUUCCCGUAAAUAUUCUUUCGAAAUUAAGGAUAUUAUUAUUAUUAAUGCGAGUGUAAUUUGAGGAGUAAUCAUUUACCAUAGAUUAUGCCUUCUCCACUGAGUAAACUCACACGUGCCUUUGAACAAAGUAAUUAUACUAAUAAUGCCAUAAUCGUUGUCAAUAUAAUAUAGCCCAUAAUUCUGUAGAGAUCGCAUCACUUUUUUAUGAAUUAGGAGAUUGUACAAUUUAUCAGCGCAAGCGCAACAUUUGUUUUUAUAUCAAAAGAAUGUGUAUGGUGUUGAAAACACGAACUGAAGUUAUAUCAGCAAUUACCCAAAGCUCUGUAAAUUGUAAUUACACACAAAGUACAAAUUAUUCAUGAAGAAAAAUGAGUUUUAGAGUAAUAAGGUAAUUUUGCUGAGUUUUUUUCCAGUAAGAUUCGAUGAAAUCACGCUUUAUUUUUUUUUUUAAUGUUGUUUUGACGUUGGUGUAACUUUAAGAAUAGGGGAUUGACGUGAAUUGGAGGUUUUAAAAGAUGAGACUUUGAUGACAGAA